AUGCAAGAUACAGAAUAUUUUGACGACUUAGCAGAAACUUUGACAUCUGACUUUUACAACCACUUGUUCUCAUAUUUCAUGACAUUAGAUAUUUCAAAGUUCAAUCCAAGACAAAUUCCACAUACCGAAGAGAGACAAACAUUGUUAGAAGCAAACAAGAGUGUAUAUGAACUGUUCAUAGAUGAAACUGACUUUGAGUGUUUAGAUGAAAGGUCAUUGUACGAUUCGUAUAAACAAUAUUGUCAAGAAUAUGGUUAUAUGACAGCGUCUAAACGAACAUUCUUGGCAAAUGUCAAAAGUCUUUUAGACGUACAGAAUGGUGUAUAUACAAAGAAAAAUUUUUAUGAGUAA
Trichomonas vaginalis G3 is the source of this 351-nucleotide messenger RNA. RefSeq names its product Poxvirus D5 protein-like family. NCBI's taxonomy places the organism in Eukaryota, Parabasalia, Trichomonadida, Trichomonadidae. The coding region runs from base 1 to 351 and encodes 116 amino acids. The transcript has a single exon. The record is from RefSeq and is a predicted model, not a curated record.